This is a messenger RNA of Caenorhabditis remanei, 915 nucleotides long. RefSeq lists its product as uncharacterized. The record is from RefSeq and is a predicted model, not a curated record. NCBI's taxonomy places the organism in Eukaryota, Metazoa, Nematoda, Chromadorea, Rhabditida, Rhabditidae. The transcript has 4 exons. Bases 1 to 915 code for a protein of 304 amino acids.
AUGAACGAAGAAACUACUCAUGAGUUCCAGUGGGAAGAGGAGAAUGUAGACAACUACGAUGCUCCUCUUCACAAUCUCGUCAUUGAUUUUUUUGAAGAUGUAGGCUUGCCGUUCGCGACCGUGGAAAAUCCUAAGUUCCAAGAACUCAUAAAAUAUCUGAAUCCAGUCGUCACUCCUCCAACGAUUAAUUCAAUAAUGUACACCGCAACAAAUACUCACGAACUAGAAGCCAUUCCCGUAUCCGACAAUGAAGUAGUCGUAGUACCUCCACUUAAUCUGGCAGAAUUCCCGUCUACUGUUGAUAUUGUCAAGUAUUUGAAUGGAAUCACGAUCAGUGGAGGCACAAGUUACGUUUGUAUUGUAUGUUUGAAAAAGAAUGAUUGGAGCAAAGUGCGAAGAUUGGAUCGCAACGAAAAUCUGAUCUUCCUCUACGUCUGUGUCGCUGUAGGACUCUAUUCACUGGACAUUGCUCAGAAGAUGUAUACGAUGCCUAAACCUCUCAGAUGUUGUUCCGAUCAUUAUUCCCAUGUUGUUGAAGCUCUCAUGAAAAAACUAAAUGUAACAACUGUGGAUGAUAUUGUUACUUGCAAUGAAAAGCAAGUUACAGAUUCUUAUCUUAUUUGGAAGAAGAUAAAGAAUCCAGAUUUUAUGGAAAAUCAGCAGUCGCAGAAGGAAAUUCUAAGCGGACUUGGAUCAUUCAGAUAUACUUUGAGGUGUUUCUCCAAGAAACACUUUCUUCCACCCGUUGAUAUGCAAGGUUUUCACAUGCCUAGAGAAUCAAAUGAAACUGUUUCAGAGUUUCUAUCAGAUCAAAACUCUCCGCCGAAAGUUAGACGUGUGGAACAGUCCGGAAUCUACGGAAAUCCUAGGCCUGGAGAAGAAACAUUCCCCGACGAUUUCUUGGUAACCGACUGA